Molecule: messenger RNA, 423 nt
Organism: Truncatella angustata
Lineage: Eukaryota; Fungi; Ascomycota; Sordariomycetes; Amphisphaeriales; Sporocadaceae
Exons: 4
Coding region: 129-371 (80 amino acids)
Cellular component (GO): mitochondrial intermembrane space
Source: RefSeq, a predicted model, not a curated record
AAUUCCGAUAUACCUUUUUUCCCGCUUAUUGUUUUAUUGUUGUCAACAUAGGUAUACACCAACUACCAGCUCAAGAUCACGUCAACUAUCGUCGAGUUGGGCAAAAUUGCACGAGGAACUUUCCGAUCAUGGCAACUCAGGAUGACUUGAAAUCCAAACCACCAUGCCAUCCAAGAGCCUGUGCUAUUCAGGAUUGCCUCACAAAGAACAACUACAAUGAGUCCAAGUGUCAGGGCCUGAUAGAUGCCCUGUACGACUGCUGCAAUGCGUUCUACCGGGAAAACGGUGACAAUGCCAGCAGUGUGAGUUGUCCCAGGCCAGAUUUGCUACGGCUGAAGCUGAAGCAGCGGCGUGAAGAAAAUAGCAAGUGAGGCUGGCCAUGCCUGCCUGGGACGCUGCUAGGGGCUUUUCGGUCACAAUGCU